Molecule: messenger RNA, 1250 nt
Organism: Brassica napus (rape)
Lineage: Eukaryota; Viridiplantae; Streptophyta; Magnoliopsida; Brassicales; Brassicaceae
Product: alpha-glucan water dikinase 2-like
Exons: 5
Coding region: 599-1066 (155 amino acids)
Biological process (GO): phosphorylation
Molecular function (GO): ATP binding; kinase activity
Source: RefSeq, a predicted model, not a curated record
AGGAGGAGGAAACUACAUGAUCAACAGAUCAAUGACGUUCACGGGAGUAUCAGACCACCACCAUCUAACUCAAAGAAGCCCGACCACGACGAAGACAAUCUAUCAGAUGAUGGGUCCCAUAUGAUGUUAGGAGGGACGAAGAAGAGGCUGAAUUUAGAGCAAGUUAAGGCAUUAGAGAAGAUCUUCGAGCUAGGGAACAAGUUGGAGCCUGAGAGGAAGAUGCAGCUAGGUAAGGCCUUAGGGUUGCAGCCUAGGCAGAUUGCGAAUUGGUUUCAGAACAGGAAAGCUAGGUUGAAGACAAAGCAGCUUGAAAGAGACUCUGAAGAAACAGUUCGAUGUUUUGAAAUCGGAUAAUGAUUCUCUUCUAGCACACAAUAAGAAACUCCAUGAUGGGUUCCAUAGAUGUCAAAGCUCGAAUCUGGGGUUUAUCAGAACAGAGGGUGGUCGCUUGGACCGAUGCUCAUGACUCCAUUUCAGCAAGUUACCAACACAACGGAAAUAUGGGGCAGCAAGAAAUAUUUUUUUUGUUGGAUCCAUCGCUUUUCAGGAUGUAGCACACAAGGUCUUUGCCCUUAAAGUUUUUCUUAACAGGGGAGACAUGGCAAGACUUAAGGAGAUUCAAGAAGCUGUCUUACAAAUGAGCGCACCAAAGGCUCUGAGAAAUGAACUGAUUCACAAACUGAGAAGUGAAAGAAUGUCGUAUCAUGGAGAUGAAUCAAGCUGGAACCGAUCAUGGGUGGCAAUUAAGAAGCUCUGGGCUUCAAAGUGGAACGUGAGAGCUUACGUCAGUAGAAAACUAGAGUUGACCCAUGAUGCCAUCUGCAUGUCGGUGCUGGUUCAAGAAUCAUGUGGUGAUUAUGCUUUCGUCAUUCACACAAACAAUCCUGUCACUGGUGAUCCUUCAGAAAUACACACAAGAGAUUGUGAAGGGUUUGGGAGAGACCUUGGUUGGAGGAUAUCCAGGACAAGCAAUGAGCUUUAUCACCAAGAAAACAAACCUCAACUCGCCAACCGUGAGAAACAAAAAACAGAUAGUGUUUGCAUGUUAACUCCAGUAAGUAUUUGAGCUGUGCAGGUGAUCAGUAGUUACCCAAGUAAGAGGAUAGUUCUGUACUCUAAACCCUCUAUCAUGUUCUUAGCAGGAAUGUUGUCAAAGUCUGUACACAUUAAUACCAAAUAAUUAGUUUCCCCCUAAGUAAUAGACAACCUAUAAAAACCAUUGUUUUCCUUAAUGUUUUUUUUUUUGGAUU